Merops nubicus (carmine bee-eater) is the source of this 1786-nucleotide messenger RNA. RefSeq names its product serine/threonine-protein kinase BRSK2. Gene Ontology annotation, cellular component: cytoplasm. NCBI's taxonomy places the organism in Eukaryota, Metazoa, Chordata, Aves, Coraciiformes, Meropidae. Gene Ontology annotation, biological process: protein phosphorylation; intracellular signal transduction; microtubule cytoskeleton organization. The record is from RefSeq and is a predicted model, not a curated record. The annotation marks the transcript as partial. The transcript has 15 exons. Gene Ontology annotation, molecular function: protein serine/threonine kinase activity; ATP binding; tau-protein kinase activity.
CCACAGAGACUUAAAACCAGAGAACCUACUGCUGGACGAGAAGAACAACAUCCGGAUAGCAGACUUUGGGAUGGCAUCACUGCAGGUUGGGGACAGCUUGUUAGAAACCAGCUGUGGAUCACCACAUUAUGCGUGCCCUGAAGUCAUCCGGGGAGAAAAAUACGAUGGGAGGAAAGCAGACGUCUGGAGCUGUGGAGUCAUUUUAUUUGCGUUGCUAGUGGGUGCCCUGCCUUUCGACGACGACAACCUGCGGCAGCUGCUGGAGAAGGUGAAACGUGGAGUGUUCCACAUGCCCCACUUCAUCCCCCCCGACUGCCAGAACCUCCUGCGGGGGAUGAUUGAAGUGGAUGCCUCGAAACGUCUCACGCUAGAACAUAUUCAGAAACACAUAUGGUAUAUAGGGGGUAAGAACGAGCCAGAACCAGAGCAACCAAUCCCUCGAAAGGUGCAGAUUCGUUCUCUCCCUUCCCUGGAGGACAUUGACCCAGACGUGUUAGAUAGCAUGCACUCGUUAGGCUGCUUCCGCGACCGAAAUAAACUCUUACAGGACUUGUUGUCGGAAGAAGAAAACCAAGAGAAAAUGAUUUAUUUUCUUCUGCUGGACCGGAAGGAGAGAUAUCCUAGUCAUGAAGAUGAGGAUCUUCCUCCUAGAAAUGAAAUAGAUCCCCCCAGGAAGCGUGUGGACUCCCCAAUGCUGAACAGGCAUGGGAAGAGGCGGCCAGAGAGGAAGUCCAUGGAGGUUCUCAGCGUGACAGACGGCGGCUCCCCAGUCCCUGCUCGCAGAGCUAUUGAAAUGGCACAGCACGGACAGAGGUCUCGGUCAAUCAGCGGAGCGUCGUCCGGGCUCUCCACCAGUCCACUCAGCAGUCCAAGGGUCACCCCUCACCCCUCUCCAAGGGGAAGUCCCCUCCCUACCCCCAAGGGGACACCUGUCCAUACGCCAAAGGAGAGCCCAGCAGGCACACCCAACCCAACACCACCAUCCAGCCCCAGCAUUGGAGGAAUGCCCUGGAGGACACGGCUCAACUCCAUCAAGAAUAGUUUCCUGGGGUCUCCUCGCUUCCAUCGCCGGAAAUUGCAAGUACCUACACCUGAGGAGAUGUCUAAUUUAACCCCGGAGUCAUCCCCAGAGCUUGCCAAAAAAUCCUGGUUUGGUAACUUCAUCAACCUGGAGAAAGAAGAGCAGAUUUUCGUGGUCAUCAAGGACAAACCACUAAGCUCCAUCAAGGCUGAUAUUGUCCACGCUUUCCUCUCGAUCCCAAGCCUCAGUCACAGUGUCAUCUCCCAGACAAGCUUCCGUGCAGAAUACAAGUCCACAGGAGGUCCUGCUGUCUUCCAGAAGCCAGUGAAGUUCCAGGUGGACAUAACAUACACAGAAGGGGGAGAGGCACAGAAGGAGAACGGGAUCUAUUCUGUCACCUUCACACUCUUAUCAGGUCCAAGCCGUCGUUUUAAGAGGGUAGUAGAAACCAUUCAGGCACAGUUGUUAAGCACACAUGACCAGCCUUCAGUGCAGCAGUUAUCAGACGAGAAGAACGGGCAGGUGAGCCACCCCCCCGGCACGCCAACCAAGCAUAGCGCAAACAGCAAGCGGAGCGAGUCCGGUUCUAAUGACUAUGGGUCUAGAGGAGACAAUAAGUACCCUGCUGGCAAAGACAAGGCAAAGAUGGUCUCAUCAGUCGGCCUACAAGACCAACCUUAAAUAAACACCUUAAAAAAUAAAUUAAAUCACUUAGGAAAAAACAAAAACAAAAGAGCAAGAAAGAAUGAAAGAAUAUUCCUUAGC